UCUAUACCGCGCCAGUUACUCCAAGAUAGCAAGCGAGCAGUUUCUCUGUAUUAAACUCUCUCCUAUUUUGCUGCUAAAAGCCGCAAAAGUACAGAGACGUACAUAGAAGGUGGUACAGAGAGAGGGACAGGGUGGGGAGAGAAAGUGAAGAAAAGUUCCGGUUCCUCUGCGGAGCAAGUUCGUCUUCUACCACUCAAGUCAACGUUGCAUUCGGAUUGGGUGAAUUUGGGAGGAGAAGUGUAGCGUUCAACGAUCUCUGUGUGGAAGAGAGGAGCUAUUGGUUUGGAUUGCGUGGGGGGUUGAGCUCCGCCGUCCGAGAGCGAGUGUUCAAAGCGUGUUGCGGUCCUCAGUCAAAGUCUGAUCAGUGAAGGCACAAGCUUCUGGUUUGUUCAUCUAUUCCGAUUCAGUUCUCGAUUUCGUGGUUAUAGAAGGAGAUAUGGAGGAUAUUGCCCCUGCCAAAAUCAAGGAGAGACCUUCUGCAUCUGUUCUGCCAUAUGUUGGUGUUGCUUGUUUGGGAGCCGUUUUAUUCGGAUAUCAUCUAGGGGUGGUGAAUGGUGCCCUAGAUUAUCUUGCCAAGGAUCUUGGGAUUGCUGAAAACACUGUUUUGCAAGGAUGGAUUGUUAGCACACUUCUUGCUGGUGCCACUGUUGGCUCAUUUACUGGGGGAGCAUUGGCUGACAAAUUUGGCCGGAGAAAGACUUUUCAAUUGGAUGCAAUCCCACUUGCCGCUGGAGCAUUUCUUUGUGCCACAGCUGGGAGUGUACAGACAAUUAUAAUUGGUCGUUUGCUUGCUGGCAUUGGAAUUGGCAUCUCAUCUGCUAUUGUGCCACUUUACAUAUCCGAGAUAUCACCAACUGAAAUUCGUGGCACACUUGGAUCUGUCAACCAACUGUUCAUUUGUAUUGGGAUACUUGCAGCAUUGGUGGCUGGAUUGCCUUUAGCAGUAAAUCCUUUGUGGUGGAGGACAAUGUUUGCUUUAGCAGUUGUACCCUCUGUUCUAUUGGCACUUGGAAUGGCAUUUUCUCCAGAAAGCCCUCGUUGGCUGUAUCAGCAAGGGAAAAUUUCUCAAGCUGAAGCAGCAACUGAAAGGCUAUUUGGGAAAGCAAGAGUUGCUGAGGUUAUGAAUGAUUUACAUGCAGCAGCUCAAGGUUCUUCAGAACAGGAAGCUGGGUGGUUUGAUCUUUUUAGUAGCCGGUACUCGAAAGUUGUCAGUGUUGGUGCAGCACUUUUUUUGUUCCAACAGUUGUCUGGAAUAAAUGCUGUGGUAUGUUAUUCUACAGCUGUGUUCCGCAGCGCUGGAAUUGCAUCUGAUGUUGCUGCCAGUGCUCUGGUUGGGGCGUCAAAUGUUUUUGGUACAACCAUGGCAUCCUUUUUAAUGGACAGAGAAGGAAGGAAAAGUCUUCUGAUUAAAAGCUUCGCUGGAAUGGCUGCUUCAAUGUUGCUGCUUUCAUUGUCCUUCACCUGGAAUGUCCUGGCACCAUAUUCUGGCACACUUGCAGUUCUGGGGACUGUCCUUUAUGUAUUGUUCUUUUCUCUUGGUGCUGGUCCUGUGCCUGCUCUUCUACUUCCAGAGAUAUUUGCCUCUAGAAUUAGGGCAAAAGCAGUUGCCUUAUCAUUGGGCACACAUUGGAUAUCUAAUUUUGUCAUCGGCCUGUAUUUCUUGAGAGUUGUAGACAAGUUUGGUAUCAGCACAGUGUACCUUGGAUUUGCUUCUGUUUGUGUUGUCGCUAUCUUUUAUAUCGCUGGUAAUGUUGUGGAAACAAAGGGGCGAUCACUGGAGGAAAUAGAGCGUGCAAUUUGAGCGGAUAGGAUUUUGAGAUGGACUAAUUUUGUUACCCACCAUUUUUGUGGUCUUUUUCUGAACAUCUAAGCUCAAGUGUAACUAUAGACUUUGUGGCUUCGUCGGACUAGGCAUCAGUGGCUAUUUUCGUUUCUGUAAUAAUUCAUUAUCUUGUCGAAACUAAGAUUACAGGACAUGCUUCUAAUCAUGAUACCCCUGAAUGCAACGGGACUUCAACACGAAGCUAAUGAAAGUGUUGAGCCAAUUUAGAUCAAAGUGUUUGAGUAAACAAUUUGAU
Messenger RNA from Ilex paraguariensis (yerba mate), 2078 nucleotides. The record is from the annotation of a GenBank genome assembly. NCBI's taxonomy places the organism in Eukaryota, Viridiplantae, Streptophyta, Magnoliopsida, Aquifoliales, Aquifoliaceae.